Penicillium macrosclerotiorum is the source of this 552-nucleotide messenger RNA. RefSeq lists its product as uncharacterized. Lineage: Eukaryota; Fungi; Ascomycota; Eurotiomycetes; Eurotiales; Aspergillaceae. Gene Ontology annotation, molecular function: ATP binding; protein kinase activity. The transcript has a single exon. Bases 1 to 552 code for a protein of 183 amino acids. Gene Ontology annotation, biological process: protein phosphorylation. The record is from RefSeq and is a predicted model, not a curated record.
AUGCAUAGCCCCGAGCAUUACUGGGAUACCGAACAUUUCUUUCUUGGGGACUUUGAGCUCUCAAUGGAUACCAAUAGCCCUGGUUUUCAGGAUGAAAUUUUCAGUAAUGCGAUUCCACCAUGGGAAUAUUGCUCACCAGAACGACUUCAUGGAAAGAAGCCACGUACUGCUUGCGAUAUGUGGAGCUACAUGAUACUUUUUACUCGACUCUGGUGCGGAAUUGCCCCUUUCACUCCCUAUCUAGAGGGCGGGGUUAUGACGGGUAUCACUAUCUAUCUAGGCCGCCUACCCUAUAGUUGGAAGAGUGAUUAUUGCUGGCCUAAGACACGCUGUGAUAAAUGGUACAGUGAUGCAGACAAACCUAUGCAAGAAAACGAUUUUGUACCCGCGCCCGCCUCCAUUAUGAAACAGGCCUGUCCGAGCAAUGACCCCGUAAUGGCAGAUGAGGCGGCGGUCAAUACGGCCAAGGUAUUCAUCUACGAAUCCGAGAAACGCCCGUCCGCAAACGAUCUUCUAUGGGACCCCAGACUUCACCAUAUUCCUAAAAAAUAG